Australozyma saopauloensis is the source of this 1266-nucleotide messenger RNA. RefSeq lists its product as uncharacterized. Gene Ontology annotation, molecular function: protein binding. The record is from RefSeq and is a predicted model, not a curated record. Gene Ontology annotation, biological process: protein homooligomerization. Lineage: Eukaryota; Fungi; Ascomycota; Pichiomycetes; Serinales; Metschnikowiaceae. The coding region runs from base 1 to 1266 and encodes 421 amino acids. The transcript has a single exon.
AUGGAACACGAACUCGGCUCCGUGGAGGUGCUCGAAGAAGCCGACGUCUCCAUUCCCGUCAUCUUGCCCUAUGAAAACGUCUACGUGAUCCAGGUCGGCAUACGUGCCUUCAAACUCUCGGGAGCGUCGCUUUCGUCCGAUGCACCCUCGUACUUCUCCAAUUUCUUUUGCCAGAAGGAUAACAACAAUAGAGUGCUCUUCGUGGACCGAAGCCCCGUUGUGUUCGAGAAAAUCUACUUGCAUUUGCAGGGUUACCAUGUCGGGAUCGAGGACGAACUCGACUACAUGCAUCUAUGGCAAGAUGCACUGUAUUUCGGGUUGCGGAAGCUCCAGCGGCUUCUAAAGAACGAGCCGCUUUUCGCGCGGGUCGGAGAUCGCCUUUUUCGUAUUCCUCGCCAUCUUUUCCGGCUGGAAAACUGCCCAAACUUCUUUCUGUUGAGCUCCGAUAGUCUAGUCAUGGAUGCGUUGCCGCCAGGCGUUUCUGCUCCCAUGAUAAGGCCGCCACCACAGAGACCGCAUUUGACAGUCAACCGGUCCCCGCAGUUGUUCGCCGAUUUGAUGGAGAUUUUAUGGGGAAACACGGGCGUCAUCAAAGACGACAAGCAUCGGCUCUUGCUCGUGAAGGAGUGCCGCUACUACCGUUUUCUCGAGCUUGAACAGCGCAUCUUGCCUCACAAAAUUGUUUAUAAUCCAUUCACGCAACAGGAAGAAAUCAUCAUGCGACUAGAGGAUAUCCGCCGUGGCGGCCUCGAGAACAGUACCAGCCCCAACGAGGAACUGAAUAUAACGUAUGUCCGGCCACACAUGAUCAGUGAGCCCCGAAGAACACUUGUUUUGCAGAUCGACGCCAGUCCGCACUCCGAAUUGCGGCUUGUGAUGAGUCGCAAGACGGAGGUUGCGCUGUUGGUGAUUUCGAACAAGAUUGCCGCUUUGCUCCUUACUAAUUUCCCCGAGUUUGGUGCAAUUUACGCUGACGAUGUCAAAACGGGCAAGUUGACUUUAUUGUGUGGGCUACAAAUGUCCAGUGUCAUCAUUAACGGCAUGUCGUUGCGCCAUGACUGGUAUUUGGACUUCCUAACGCGAGCAAAUCAGGAGCCCCAGGCCAAGAUGCAAAAGACCAAUGCAAGCGGUGACUAUGUGGAGUUCAAAAUCUUGAAGUCGACGUGGAGGAUUAUUCAAUGGGAACGGCGGAUGCGACUUCAGGCUGUAUCUAUCGAGGCCAUAUCUGACAAUUACAAUUACCACCAAACGUUGGGAUUUCUCUGA